Aspergillus eucalypticola CBS 122712 is the source of this 1161-nucleotide messenger RNA. Its product is annotated as ATP phosphoribosyltransferase. Gene Ontology annotation, biological process: L-histidine biosynthetic process. Gene Ontology annotation, cellular component: cytoplasm. Bases 67 to 990 code for a protein of 307 amino acids. The record is from RefSeq and is a predicted model, not a curated record. The transcript has 5 exons. Gene Ontology annotation, molecular function: magnesium ion binding; ATP phosphoribosyltransferase activity. Lineage: Eukaryota; Fungi; Ascomycota; Eurotiomycetes; Eurotiales; Aspergillaceae.
CCCUUUCUUUUCUUCCCUGUCAUCUCCAAUUGCUUGCCGGUUUACCCCGCGCCGUUGAUCGUCAGUAUGGAUCUCGUCAACCACCUCGAAGGAAGACUGCUCUUCGCUGUCCCUAAAAAGGGUCGUCUCCAACAAGCUACGCUGGACCUCCUGGCCGGCUGCGACAUCCAGUUCCGUCGCGAAACCCGCCUGGACAUCGCUCUGGUCAAGAACCUCCCCAUCGCCCUCAUCUUCCUUCCCGCGGCAGAUAUCCCCACCUUCGUCGGUGAAGGCCGUGUUGAUCUCGGUAUCACCGGUCGCGACCAGAUCGCCGAACACGAUGCGCUGCUGCCCCGCGGCGAAGUCUCCAACGUGGAGGAGGUCAUGGACCUUGGCUUCGGCGGCUGCAAGCUCCAGGUGCAGGUCCCGGAGAAGGGCGACAUCACCGAGGCCAAGCAGCUGAUUGGUCGGAACAUCGUCACCAGCUUCACUGCCCUCACUGAAGCGUUCUUUGCCAAGCUCGAGGGCAAGAGCGAUGCUGACAAGAGCGAGCUCAGCACUAAGAUCAAGUACGUCGGCGGCAGUGUUGAGGCUGCUUGCGCUCUGGGCGUUGCUGACGGCAUCGUCGAUCUUGUUGAGUCCGGUGAGACCAUGAAGGCCGCUGGUCUCAAGGCCAUUGACACCGUCAUCGAGACUAUCUCCGUCCUGGUCAAGUCCAAGAAGACCCAGAACCCUCUGGUUGACCUGAUCGCUUCCCGUAUCCGCGGUGUCAUCACCGCCCAAAAAUACGUCCUGUGCCAGUACAACAUCCCCCGCGGAGAACUGGCCACCGCCUCCAAGAUCACCCCCGGCAAGCGCGCACCCACAGUGACCGCCCUGGAAGAAGACGGUUGGGUUGCUGUAAGCUCGAUGGUCGAGAAGAAGAAGAUCGCGACGGUCAUGGACGACCUGACCAAGGUUGGCGCAACGGAUAUUCUGGUCCUGAACAUCGCCAACUCGAGAACGGGUUAACGUGAAGCCGAAAAUGUUAUCUUGCUAUAUUUUAUUUUUUUCUUCUUCUCUUCUUGUCAUGUAUAGGGCGCGCUUCUUCUCUUCUUUCGCAUUAUAUUUUUUUUUUUUUCUUUUCUUAUGAUCAAAAUAUUAUCGGCAUUCUAGAUGGUUAGACACACGGGUAUAAUCGAG